AAGCCCAACCCAAUAGCGAACAGGCCCAUGGGCAAAGUACCAGCCGGAGAUAUCCUUUGCAUCGACGUAGCAGUCGCUCCCACACCGCUCCAGAGGUCGCCGCCGCCGCCGCCGCCGCAGCCUCCCCGCCGUCGGCCGCUACGAGAACUCCAGAGUAAAGGAAAAUGCCUUCACUUCAGAAAGCUUUACCUCCAGAACUUGCCGACAAUGCGCUUAGAUUAUACCGCGAAUGCUUAAGGAGGGCUAAGUUCAUCGGUAGUCAGCAACAUAACACAGGGCUUCUUGUUUCCAUGGUGAGGCAACAGUUCAAGAAAAACAUGCAUGAAACUGAUCCAGAGAAGAUACAGAAAAUGAAGGAUGAUGCGGCACGGGGCCUUAUCAAUCACAUAAUAUAUGAAUCCGAGAAGAUGACAGGACGUAAAUUCUCAGGUUAAGAAAGUUGAAAGUAGACUUUCGGCAAUAUGCUGUACGAGUUGAACAGCGACUUGAUCCUAUGGCUGUUGAAUUAUUUUUCUCCUCCGACACAAGGACCAUCUAAUGCUUUUCUUUGUUGUUGACUUAAUAAAGCAGUGUUUUUUCAUCAGUUGCAUUUUACUGUGCUUCUGGAUGUAAUUGACCCACACAUGCCAAGCGUUAGCUGUUUUGUUAAGGUGUAAAUCUUCAGCAAUUUUAAGUGCUCCAAUCUGUGUUUAAACGGCUGCGUUGCUUGAA
Triticum urartu is the source of this 711-nucleotide messenger RNA. RefSeq lists its product as uncharacterized. The record is from RefSeq and is a predicted model, not a curated record. NCBI's taxonomy places the organism in Eukaryota, Viridiplantae, Streptophyta, Magnoliopsida, Poales, Poaceae.